UAUCUCAUUGUGGUUUUGUUUUGCAUUUCCCUGAUGACCAGUGACGCUGAACAGCUUCUCGUGUAUGUGGCCAUUUGUAUGUCUUCUUGGGAGACAUGUCUACCUAUAGCUUGGUGGUGAGAGAGUCAACGGUCGGUCACAUACCCUGGAGCCCCCAGGGCCCAGGCAGGUUUGACAUCUACAGGAAGGUGCCCAAGGACCUCACGCAGCCGACAUACACUGGGGCCAUUAUCUCUAUCUGCUGCUGCCUCUUCAUCCUCUUCCUCUUCCUCUCGGAGCUCACCGGAUUCAUAACGACGGAAGUCGUGAAUGAGCUCUACGUUGAUGACCCGGACAAGGACAGUGGGGGCAAAAUUGACGUCAGCCUGAACAUCAGUUUACCCAAUUUGCACUGUGAAUUGGUCGGGCUCGACAUACAGGAUGAGAUGGGCAGGCAUGAGGUGGGGCACAUCGACAAUUCGAUGAAGAUCCCACUGAACAACGGGGCCGGCUGCCGCUUUGAGGGGCAGUUCAGCAUUAACAAGGUCCCGGGCAACUUCCACGUGUCUACACACAGUGCCACGGCCCAGCCACAGAACCCGGACAUGACUCAUGUCAUCCACAAGCUGUCCUUUGGGGACACACUACAGCGCUUCUGUGUUAUUCCUUCGGAGCGUGGGCCUGCAGUUUUGACGGUACCAGUGCACUUGGACCCUUGGGUUGAGACCUGGAGCCUGGGGAAAGGGACGCGCUUUUCACGAGCCAGUACUACGUGCUGGUGCUCUCUCCGUGCCAGUGUGGCCUUACGAGGAUUUUCUUUAAAUGAAAAAAAUCUACCCAUCCAUCAUCCACGUGACAAAUAUUUAUUGAGCACCUGCUACGGACAUUGCGUGCCUUAUGCACGUUGCCGAGGACAAGCAUGGUCCCUGCCCGUGUGGAACUUACAGUCCGGAGGGGAAAACAGAAGUUACUCAAAUGGUCAUACAAAUGAAUGUGAGGUCCAGAAUGUCCACGGAGCUUUCAACGCUCUCGGGGGAGCAGACAGACUCACCUCCAACCCUCUCGCCUCCCACGACUACAUCUUGAAGAUCGUGCCCACCGUGUACGAGGACAAGAGCGGCAAGCAGCGGUAUUCUUACCAGUACACCGUGGCCAACAAGGAGUACGUAGCCUACAGCCAUACGGGCCGCAUCAUCCCUGCCAUCUGGUUCCGCUAUGACCUUAGCCCCAUCACGGUCAAGUACACGGAGCGACGUCAACCUCUGUACAGGUUCAUCACCACGAUCUGUGCCAUCAUCGGUGGGACCUUCACUGUGGCCGGCAUUCUGGACUCCUGUAUCUUCACAGCCUCGGAGGCCUGGAAGAAGAUCCAGCUGGGCAAGAUGCAUUGACGACCCACCCGGCCCAAUGGCCGAGGACCCAGGGAGACCGCCAGCCCUGCUUCCAGCGCCCUGUCUCCUCCUGCCCUCUUACCUGGCCCAGGAUCUGGCUGCGUCCCAAAGUGGGGGUUGGGGGAGGUAGGGGGUGGCUCACGGUUUUGCAGCUACCUCUUUUCCCCAUCUUUAAUUUUAGAUGAAUUACACUGCCUGAAGUGGUGGUGCCCCUUUUCCUGGGGAGCCCCAACACCAGAGUCAGGCAGGGUGGGUUCGGGGAUAUCGGGGACCACUCCCGGGAGGGCUGCAGUCCCUUCCUUCUUAGGGGAACAGCCCAGAAUCCAUGUCGACCAGCUCUCAGCCAGGCUUUGACAAUCUUGAAGCUCCCACCAUUUGGAUGCACCAAUCACUUGGUUUCUGCCCUGGGCAGCCAGCCCGCAGACCAGGGCUCUUUGCUUUGGGUCAUGCUGCCCAAAGCUGCCUCCCCUCGGCACCUUCAACAAAGGACGGUACUUCCCAGGUGAGCCCCUGAGGUGUGGCGCCAUAGAUGGAACCCUCGCUUUUGCUCUUCCCUUCUCGCCCAUCCCAGAGCCCGGGCUCACGUCCCUCACCCCCACCCAUAUCUUCUUCUUCUGAGAAGUAGAUGCCCAGUGGUCACGUAGCAGCGGUGGAGACUUGGGUCUGCCCAUUGGAAACUGGCCGGGUGGCGAGUUCCCUUUCCUCUCUUCCCCUUGUUUCUCGGAACCCCCCACCAAUUGUGCCUCAGCCCCUGUGCUGUGUGGCAACAGCAUCUCUUGGUGGAGGGGCUGGUUUUAAAUGGGGAGUCAUCCUUUGAACAACAGACAUGGUUUGUGUGCUUAUGUCCAGACAGAAAGUAUCCUUCUCUGCAGCCCUAAUAAAAUCAUGUCUCACCAUCUCCCACACACUUGCCAUCAAUCCCAAGGGCUUCAGUGGGGGAAGCAAAGCAGACCAGUCCUUCUCCUGUUGUUGGAGAUGGGGCCACACAGCAACAUGUUUCUGGUCCCUAGGGCAGCUCCAUUGUCUCCCCACUUGCUCCUGAGCUGGGUCCCUCCCCUGCCGCUCACCCUCAUCCUUCCCCUUCAGCCCUGAGAGGGAGCAGCAAUGGUCCAGGCAUGAAUUCCACCCAGGGAAUUUUAGGUAUGCCCUUGUGUCCCAGGGAGAGAGCUGCCUGCCUGUUUUCCAUUUAUAUCAAGAUUGUUUGCAUACUUUUGUAAUUAAGGGGAGUGUCUGGUGGAGGUUUUUAAAUUAUCUAUAUAGCUCAAGUCUGCCAUUUGUAAUUUUUGGCUCUGGAUUCCAAUUAGAAAAGUGUCCCCUUCUGCAUAUGAGUUGACUGAUGUUGUGAGUGUAAACUGCAUUUGGUUAUCUCUGGUAUCUGUGGCCACUUGGAUGGAUUUUUUUUCCCAUAUUCUGUUCCCCAGUUACUGAAAGGAAUCUCUUUGGUGUGUGAAUACCUGCACCUGUAGAGGGUGGGCAGGGUGGGGUGGGGAAAUGUGUGGCACGCACAGGAGUUGAAGUUCCACUUUUAUGCUUUUUAAAAAACAAACUCUUGAGGACAUGGGGGGUGUCAGUUUCCUAUGGAAGAGACACCUCUGACCCUUUAUUCUUAUAAACAGUCUCAAGGGGGGAAAAUGAUUUAGUUCUUUCCCCACUCGUUGGGCUCAAAUAGAUUAAAAGGCUGAUUUUCAGAAGUA
Ailuropoda melanoleuca (giant panda) is the source of this 3064-nucleotide messenger RNA. It is a transcript of the gene ERGIC1, whose product is annotated as endoplasmic reticulum-golgi intermediate compartment 1. Gene Ontology annotation, cellular component: endoplasmic reticulum membrane; endoplasmic reticulum; Golgi membrane. Gene Ontology annotation, biological process: retrograde vesicle-mediated transport, Golgi to endoplasmic reticulum; endoplasmic reticulum to Golgi vesicle-mediated transport. The transcript is spliced from 12 exons. The record is from RefSeq and is a predicted model, not a curated record. Lineage: Eukaryota; Metazoa; Chordata; Mammalia; Carnivora; Ursidae. Bases 96 to 1370 code for a protein of 424 amino acids.